UUCAGUUCCUUGUAAUCAAUAGCGUUAGUCAACUGUGUUAGUCUUAGUUACCACAACAACAUAAAAAUGAGUGCUAUCAAGUCUUAUUUUAAACAAGAAGUGAAGUCUAGCAUGCUCAGUUUAGAGCAUCCUAAACCGGCAGACUUUUAUCUCAGUGGCUGGCAAACAACGCGGUCGGUCGUACCGCUUUUGAUUUGGCGGGCACUCCUCUUCCUGACUGCAUUCGCUAUAGUGCUAUCUUCAGUUAUAAUUUACAUAUUGAAUGGGAAGUUCGCCUACUGGUUUAUUUAUCUAACCCACUGGGGCUUAUUGAGCAUUCUCCUCACCACUGGAUUCGCGACGGGAAUAUCAGUGCGCUGCUAUUUUUACGGACCAAUAAGCACCGAGUUUACACUACCAUGGUACCUGAAGACAUACUGGAUACUCUUCAAUACCGCCGUGCCUAUUGCAUUGCUAAUCACGAUAUUCUACUGGAGUCUGCUAUACAACGCUGGUAUCGAGGAAGAGCUCAAUCACGGUCUGGACGUGGCCGUGCACGGGCUCAACUCGCUGGUGAUGUUGUUACUGCUCGUCAGUUGCGCCCAGCCCAGCCGCCUGCUGCACAUCUACCAGCCCGUUGUUUUCGGCACCACCUACAUGCUGUUUUCCGUCAUCUACCACUUCGCUGGGGGCACAGACCAAAAAGGUAACGCGUACAUUUACCCUGUGGUGAACUGGUCGGAACCAGGAACGACAAUACUGGUGGUAUUCGUGACUGGUCUGUUACUAGUAUGCCUGCACCUCGUCACCCUGGCUUUAGCAGCAGCUCGUGACGUCACAACUAAGCGGUUGAUCCGCCGCCCCGUCGCCGGGACACAAGAAGAAGGGCACCCAUUGCGACAGCAUCGCACUAAUGCGUAAACAAAGUAAAUCACUGAACUAUUCGUUUGUAGAAAUGUAGACAGUUUUCAUAAAACUUUUCAUAAAUCAAUGAUAAGAUCUAUAACUUAAACAAUAUGGGCUUAAACAAUAAAAUGAAACUAUGACUAAUUCUAUUCUCCAUAAUGUCAUUGUAAGUUGGAACGAUGAAAGCCAAAAUUAAUUUUAUUAGCCUUAAAAAUAGAUGAAAUCCACUUGUCUGCUUGCUUAUACAACGUUUGGAAACAUUGAUAUUAUUUUGUGACGACUUCUCACAAACGUUUUUCCAACGUUUCAUUAUACCUAAAGACGAAUUUCAGAGUUUUUAUCAAUCAUUGGUUUAUGUAACGUAAAGAUUAUGAAUAAGGAUAAUGAUAAAUAUAAAUUCUUGAUUCAAAGAAUUCAAUUUAAUUUUCUGAUACUUCUGUGAAGUUUUUGUUUCUAGCUAGCCGGUAGAUCAAAGGUCGUUGGGACCUUGGUCGUUAGAAAUAUUUUAUAUAGAAUAAUUUAUUCCAUACCCAUACAUAGAUUCAUCUGGUAAGGGAUGUAAACCUUUGUUUUAGGACAUUUUGCCAUGUGCGUAUGUUCAUAUAAUAUAUGUAUAUAGCUUUUACUACUUGUGUCUAUGCGUUGUUUGUUGUUUUUAAUUAUGAAGAAAUAAAUGUUUGUUAGAAUUUA
Messenger RNA from Trichoplusia ni (cabbage looper), 1575 nucleotides. RefSeq names its product protein rolling stone-like. The transcript is spliced from 4 exons. NCBI's taxonomy places the organism in Eukaryota, Metazoa, Arthropoda, Insecta, Lepidoptera, Noctuidae. Gene Ontology annotation, cellular component: membrane. The record is from RefSeq and is a predicted model, not a curated record. The coding region runs from base 67 to 900 and encodes 277 amino acids.